ACAGUGACAGCAAUGUCGUCGUCGGCAGAUCAGUACCUAAUCGCAGAUUUUAAAUCUGUUCAUCUCGUAUAGAUAUUUUAUUGAAAUAAAAUAUUUCAUUGACUUGUGUCUAUAAUAAUAUAAAUCGUUCUAUUGUGCAAUUCUUCUCUUAAGAAAAUGGCGUCUCCAAGAACCCGCCGGAAAUUAAAUUUUAUUCGUAACUUAAAUGAAAACGACAAAUGUUUCGAGUGCGGUACCUUAAAUCCCCAAUGGGUGUCGGUUACCUACGGCAUAUGGAUCUGCUUAGAAUGUUCAGGCGUACAUCGCAGCCUUGGAGUGCAUCUUUCGUUUGUUCGCUCAGUCACUAUGGACAAGUGGAAAGAUAUUGAGCUAGAAAAAAUGAUGGUCGGAGGUAACUCCAAGGCCAGGGAAUUCUUGGAGAGUCAAGGGGACUAUUCGUCUGACAUGAAGAUCACACAGAAAUACAACACUAAAGCAGCAGCUAUGUAUAGACAGAAGAUAGCAGCUCUUGCUGAGGGAAAGGAAUGGAGCCCAGCUGACUUCAAAUCUGAGGUUGUAGAGAGACCCACGGAAUGGAACCAGUCUCACAACUUCUAUUCAUCUGAUGAAACUGGAAUUCAUUCAAGCGGUUCUGAUAAUAAUAUCAGCUAUCAUAGCGAGUAUGGCAGCAAUCGCUACACUGGGUUCGGCAACACCAACUCUUACUCUACCCCGACCACUCCAGUGGCUGGCAACGAGAUGGUCGAAGCUGCUCUCUCAUCUUUAUCCACUGGUUGGUCGUUAUUCACUAAAGCGGCCCGCACCGCCACUGAGGGGGCUGUGCGCUACGGAGGCAUUGCAUCUCAGAAAGUGACUGAAAUGGCUUCCACUGUCACUGAAAAGGUAAACAACCGUGGCGGUUGGAGCUCGUUGGGCGGGACUACGGAGCUACGCCGUGCGAGCAACUCCGGGAUGAACAACCAGCCGCAAAGCUAUGGAGCCAUGAAGAAUUCCACCUCGGAGCCGUACUCUAAGUGGAACGAGCAAACCCAGCCGUGGAAGGAGUCGGUGACGACCCGCAACAACCUGGACACCCGCGAUCUGUCGCAGGUGGGCAUCUCGAGCCCACCGCCCGACGUGAAGAACAUCAAGAUCAAGAAGAAAGGCGAUGACGACUCAUGGGACUGGCUGAACAACUAAGAUCUGAAAAAUUCGUUCAUCGCAACAGCAGGCAUCUGUUUACAUUGAUAUAAUAUGUUUAUUAGUAAUUUUAAGUCCAUCACACAAUUUUUACACUUUUGGAUUUGUGUUACUGAUUUUACAAGAUCUUUGCAUUAUUUGUAAUUUUUAUUGUAUUAAUGCAAUUAUUAAAUUUCUUAAAAUUUUGAACAACAUUCCUACAGGACAUAAAAAGUCAGUGUAUAAAAAUAGUAUGCAUGAGAAUAUUUUACGAUUAUUCAUCAUUGAAGACCACACUUUGGUGGUCAAUUUUAAGACAUACAGCGUAAUCUUUAUUUCAUUAAAUAUUUUAUGAGCCAAGUAUGAUAAAAGCUAUCUCUUAAUUUUUACAUUACUAAAACACUAGCACAGAGCACUAUCAACUAUUUAAAGUGCAUUGGGGUUAUAUUGAUAUAAGUAUUAAUCUAGAAAAAUGUUUAGAUGAAAGAUUGUUCUGCAGUAUCAUACUUGAUGGCUUAGAUUUUAGGUGCCAUUAUAGAGUUAAUUUUAAUAAACUAACCUAGUAGAACAAGCCAAUCAUAAAUUUCUUUUUAUAACCCCAAUACACUUAAUAUUUUUAAUUACGUAAUUAUAAUGAAAAAGUAGACUAGUUCUUGUCCUGGACGUAGCUUAGGUCUUCUUAGGGAUGUGGCAAAGGCCAUUACUAUAACUAUUACUUUAGUGAAUGCAUAUUAAUUAGACUUUUAUUUCGGAAAUCAUGAAUACUUAGUCAAUAUACGCUCAAAUACGUUUCUUUCUAUAUGGGAUUAGCUAUCUCGGUCCCAAUAUAGCUACGCCGCUGGCAGCCCCAAAAAAUAAAUAAAUUCAAUCUAAUUUGAAAGAAAAGAAUUCCCUAAUAUAAUAUGUUUUGAAAAAAUAACUGUUUUAAUGAGUGUAUACCUAAUAUUAAAUAGCAUAAUGCGAAUAAAAUUUAUUUACAGUAAUUUAAUAGUUUUACAUGAUUCAUGAAUAUAUAUUUUAAUUAUUAAAAAUUAUGCUUUUCAUAUUUUAUAUGUAGCUAUAUUUAAUUGAGAGACUAAGGUGCUUUUUGGGAUAUGAAAAUAUGAAAGAAUUUGAAUAAAUAUAAAACUUAUUUACUAUGCUUAAAACUACGCAAUUAAUUUUUGGAGAGCCCGUUUUUAUCUUUUAUUAUCGUACACUAAACAAUCAAGUCAGUAUUUAGAUAAAAACCACUUGAUUUAUAAACUGAUAAAAUAUCUUUGCAAAAAAUUUCAUCCGCCAAUUAUGCGACCGUUUAUGUAAGUUAUUAUUAAAUGGCACUAAAUCAUAAUCCAUUAUUGUGUUAAGUAUUUUGUAUAACUACGUACAAAUCUAUGUUAGGAAUAAGUUAAAUUAUAGGCGUAGCAGCGGACUUAAAAAAUGUGUAAACAACAUGGAAGUAAUAAUUUUGUUGUAUUAAUUAAUAUCUUUUUUUUUGUAGCUUUUGGCAUUUCAAAUGUAUAAAGAAUUAUAGAUAUUAUAUUGUUUGAGGCUAGAAAUUCUGUUACAGUAUUAUAACUGGAAUGAAUAUUGCUACGCCUGUGAUCAAAGUUUUUUUUUUAUGCUUUAAUCAUCUUUAGAUAAAUUAGAAUAGUUAGGAAAAUUGUUUAUAUUAUUCAAUUAUAUAUUUUGGGUCAGGAUAAUAUAAGUUUAAACACAUAAUAUGUAUGACUAAUUAAGUAACUAACAACUAAGAAAUUUUUUGUCCCAAUGAGAUUAAGGGCCUUCUAUUGGAUUUGAUGAAUAAAUACAUUGCAUCCUUGUUGGAAUGUCAUUGUUCUCAAUUUUAAUUUACAGUGGAGUUUGACAUCACAUUUAUGAACUAUUGUAAACAAUGCUGUACUUUGAUGAAAUUAAUACAUAUUAUACUAAUCCCAAAUAGGAUAAGAUGAAAAGUUCGGAUGGCCCUAUGCAAAUUAAUGUGUAUCUACUGUAUUGGUUGAAAAUAUAAUAAAAUACAAUAAAAUUG
This is a messenger RNA of Colias croceus (clouded yellow), 3166 nucleotides long. It is a transcript of the gene ArfGAP1, whose product is annotated as ADP-ribosylation factor GTPase-activating protein 1. Gene Ontology annotation, biological process: regulation of ARF protein signal transduction; regulation of endocytosis. Gene Ontology annotation, cellular component: Golgi membrane. Gene Ontology annotation, molecular function: GTPase activator activity. The transcript is spliced from 9 exons. The record is from RefSeq and is a predicted model, not a curated record. The coding region runs from base 157 to 1179 and encodes 340 amino acids. NCBI's taxonomy places the organism in Eukaryota, Metazoa, Arthropoda, Insecta, Lepidoptera, Pieridae.